AUGUCAUUCCGUCGGGCCGCUUUGGUGCUCCUGUGCGCGGGGCUGGCCGUGACUUCGCCGCUGCACGAGGACAUCCAGGAGAACACCGGCAGCGCGAGGUGCACGUCCAGGUGCCUCAGUCUGCACGUGACUCAGCUGAGGGCUGCGUUCCAAAACCUCCAGAGUGACAAAGUUCUGGUUUGGUGUGAGAACCACAGACGCUGCGCGCAGUGCCUUCAACCAUGCAAAGAACUGUUGGAAACCAGGAAGGUGCUUUCUCCAAAGUCUUGUGAGAAGCAGACAGAGUGUGUGACGAGCAGAGAGUUUCUGACCUCCCUGAGGUUGUCUCGCCAGGGGGACUGCCCCCCCCCUCAGCGGGCCACUGGAUUCGCUGCAGCCUGCGUGGAGAGCUGCUCGCUCGAUGGCCACUGUCCGUCCUCCAGGAAAUGCUGCCCUAAUGGCUGUGGGCACACUUGCCAAGCCCCGGCCAAUCUAUAUAAAGGUGUUCCUCUGAAGCCUCGCAGGGAGAUGAUCUUUGCCGAGGAUUCAGAGGGUCGUGUGAAGGUUGCGUGGGUGUCAAAGUUCAACGUCACCGUGGAGCCCGUCGUUUACAUGCUCCAGUCCCGCUGGAACGUCGGGAUUCAUCCUAGCGAAGACCAUGCCUCUCCGUGGACUACCGUUGCCAUGACGCUCUCUGAACAGGUGGUCCUGUUGGAUUUGAGACCUCAUCGCUGGUACCAGUUCAGAGUAGCAGCCAUCAACAGCCACGGCAGCAGAGGCUUCACCACACCCAGCAAACACUACAUCUCCACCAAAGACCCUUCACCUCCAGAACCACCAAUUAAUGUCAGAGUGAGCAACCAAACUCUGGACAGGACGGCUUCAGAAACAAGCCUGCAGCUCACAAAGAGGUCAGGGGGAAGUGGAGUCACGGUGGCGCUGUUUUUAAGAUGGGAGCCCCCGACAGAGGGAGACCUGCCGGUCCACAACUACAGAAUCACUUGGAUGUCUCGCCACACACACACGGCGCAUAAACACACACAAACGCUGCAUACAAAAACGCACACUGUGCACAAUAAAGUGCACACGCGACAUACACACUCACGCACACCAGAACUGAGUAAAAAGGAAAGCAACAGCAGAGUUACUCAAGGGGCCCAGUGUGAGCUUUGGCUGCAGGGUUUGCUGCCUGCUACUUCCUACUUCUUGUCUGUCCAGACUGUUGCCUAUUGGGGCCAGAUGAGGCUGAAAAGUCACAGAGCCCAAAUUGUCUUCACCACCAUAACUCACACAGCUGAAGACUUCUCCAACGAGCUCCCUUUGUCAUCUUCAUCGUCUCUUCCCUCCUCUCCCUCCCUCUCAUCCUCCUCCCCGUCUUCCUCUGACCUUAAUCCUGUCCCCCCUGGCAAUCUGCGCCUGGAGGUCACUGCCCCUCAUUACCAUGACAACCAGCUGCAGGUCAAGGUGUUCUGGAAGUGGCCUCACCAGGGCAGGCAGCGGCAUCCUGGUCCGUACAUAUUGCGGUGGCGUCCACAUACCUGCAGCACUAACGUGACAAGCACGGAGAGAACAACAACUGUGCAGGGCACCCAUUACACCAUCAGAGGCCUGCUGUUUUCCUGUAAGUACCGGGUCGCCGUGGUGAUGAAGGCUGACCAAGGGUUGGAGGCUGUUGCCUGGGUUACAACACCGCCUUGCUCCUCCAUCAAUGUCAGACGAGACAAAGCUUUGACCUGCAACACUGAAGAGCGCCUCCUGGCCGGCAGAAAAGUGGUACUGCGUCCAGAACGACUGACUGCAGACUUUCAACAAGUAAAUGGCACCCUGCUCAUGCAGCUUCGCUGGAGGAUAUCCCAUCAUGCACUGGACUCGGCCGCUGUGGAGGGGUUCCAAUUCACCUGGACACUGCAAUCAGGAGUCAACAUGGCAACGAAAGGGCAUGAAGACACACUCAUCUCCCAGACACAGACCAUUGCACCUUCUCAGCGGUUGGUGAUGGUUCAGGGUCUUCAGGCUGACAGUGUUUACCAGCUGCAGCUCCAGGUGUUAACAGCAGAGGGCAGCAACGGGACCUCAGUCUCCAAGACUGUACACACUCCAGCUAUCACUGCCUCACUUUGAUAGUUAAUGGCCCAAUCCCCACAGCGGUCACCGUCUGCCACACGAAUCUCAUCUUCACAAACAUGAACUUCUCCAACCAAAUGGUGUACAAAUUGUAAAAAAUAACUUUACUCAUACGUGAUGCUUGUUUGAAACACUAAGUAUUUACAAUUGUCUAACACAUGUAUCCUUAAACCAUAUUUGUUCUAUUUUUUUUAUUAUUAAAGCGCAACAAUUAAAAAAUGACCAUGAUUGGCAUUACUGCCACAGCAAUGCAGGACGUGCAUGUGCAAAGCAAGACUCCUUGCAUAUGUUUGUUUGCUGAUUAAAUGGGAGUAAUCAGGUCAUUUCUAAUCCUCUAACAUCACUGAAGCCAAAUGUUAGUUCUAAAGAGAAUUAUAAUGCCUUUUGUUUUGAAGUAGAGAAUGAUAUAGCACUGAGCAUAUGUACAGAUAGAAAUGUAUAGCAACAGGCUAACUGUGUUCAUUACAAUGCAUAAUCUGAUGCAUUAUUUUUUAAAGCCAGAGUGUGUGACGUCUUGAAUAAAGCUCAAAUAUAUUGUAAUAAUGUUUUUCAUAUGUUUAAAUGAACAAUAUCUUCACUUAAAUUGUUUUGAAUCUUGCAGUUUUGAUAGAUUUAGUCUUUUCUGCAACAUUACUUUGCGUAAUAAUAAACCCAUUACAAUACAAUAUGACAUUUAAUAUAGAUAGUCCUGUGUUAAAUAUUUCUUUGUUUUGCUAAAGCAUCAGCACUAUUUUCAAAUGGCUAAUGUCAAGCAACCAGUAAUUAUCAUGUUAAUAUUGUCUUGUAUGUAACCAUUUAUUUACAUUCAGCUAGUGAAAAUGUAUUUAAUCACUUAUCUUUUUGACUGUUAGUUUAAUUUAUU
This is a messenger RNA of Pungitius pungitius (ninespine stickleback), 2965 nucleotides long. It is a transcript of the gene anos1b, whose product is annotated as anosmin 1b. Gene Ontology annotation, cellular component: cell surface; extracellular region. Gene Ontology annotation, molecular function: protein binding; peptidase inhibitor activity. Bases 1 to 2100 code for a protein of 699 amino acids. The transcript has 15 exons. Lineage: Eukaryota; Metazoa; Chordata; Actinopteri; Perciformes; Gasterosteidae. Gene Ontology annotation, biological process: neuron differentiation. The record is from RefSeq and is a predicted model, not a curated record.